UCUCGGACGAUGAACAGAGUAGUUGUAGCAAAAGGAGCCUGAGAACGUAUUUUACAUUGGACGCUGCUGGAAAGCUGUGGGAUACAGGGAAUCAUCGUGAAUAUGUGGAUUUUACGCCAUCUGCUGGUGCUUUUAAUGCACCUGGUCCUCGGAAGCCUUGCACAGCGAUUCUCCAAUGGCUAUUAUUAUCAGGACAUAGUUAAUGGAAAUGGAAAUGGAAAUGGCAAUGGGGAGAUCUACUUCCACAAGAUCCGUCUUCACGUUGAGUCUCCUGAAACUCUAGUGUCGGCUGUCCAGGGGAGUAACGCUACACUGCCGUGUCAUUACCGCUACGAGCCUGCGCUCAGCGCGCCGCGCAAAACGCGGGUCAAGUGGUUCUGGCAGCCGGUGAGCGGCGAGGGGCAGGAGCGUGACGUCAUGGUGGCCAUCGGCACACGUCACCGGAGUUACGGAGACUUCAAAGGACGAGUGCGGCUCCGCCGAAGCGCCCCGGGCGAUGCGUCUCUCGUCAUCAACCCGCUACAGUCCGACGACACCGGCCGUUACCGGUGUGAAAUUAUUGAUGGUCUAGAAGACGAGAGCGUGACGGUGCAGCUGAAGUUUCGAGGUGUGGUGUUCCCCUAUCACUCCUCUAGGGGGCGCUAUCUGAUGAACUUUCAUGAGGCUAAGGAGGCAUGUGAGAAGCAGGAUGCACACCUGGCUACUUUUGAACAGCUCUACGCUUCUUGGGAUGAAGGGCUGGACUGGUGUAACGCUGGGUGGCUCAUGGAUGGGACGGCACAAUAUCCCGUCGUAGAGCCACGAGAGGCUUGUGGUGGCACCGAACUGGCACCUGGUGUACGGAGCUACGGCGUUCGGGACAAAAGUCUGGACCGGUUUGAUGCCUUCUGCUUCACUUCGUCCAUUAGAGGAGAGGUCUACUUCCUGCAACAUCACUUCAAACUAAAUUUCACAGAGGCGGUGGAGGCUUGUCAGAGCGAUGGAGGUCGUAUUGCUAAAGUUGGCCAGUUAUACGCAGCCUGGAGGUUUGUGGGAUUGGACCAGUGUGAUGCAGGCUGGUUGGCUGACGGUAGUGUACGUUACCCAAUCAUCCAACCCAGGAUGAACUGUGGUACAUCAGAACCAGGGGUGCGCAGCUUUGGCUUCCCUCCAAAGCAUUUAAAACAUGGCGUGUUUUGCUACAAAGUCCGCUGGUAAAAUAUACAAUUCAUUUUAAAUGUAUAAACACUUUUGUGAAAACCACAGUGAAUAGUACUUCUUUUUCUACACUAUUGAUUUUCAAAUCAUAAUAAUGUGUUUGUAUUGUGUCUUGUUUUGAUUUGAAAUGUCCUGGAAUUCCUACCAAAUUUACACUGCAAAGCUGGCACAGAGGUGCUUCUGAAGUGGCAUUUACACAGUUUAAUGCUGCUCAGAGGUGGCAUAAAUGCAUUUACACAGCAAAUACAAUUGUAUGCUUGGUAUUAAGAGCUGAGGUAGGUCAGAGCCAGCUUAAUUUAGUCUUUAGUUUUAUGCAGCAUUAUGUCUUUACACACAAUUUUGAGCAGGCACAGAACAGCCCUAACUCAGCUGUGUAAAGAUGCCUAAAAUGUUCUGUUGGAAAAUUUAAUUUCAAGUGCUAACUUGGAUAUUUACACUUUAAAACUUAAAACAGAAUGAAGGUUAAAACUAACUUUGUGUGGUCAUCACUUUUUAUACAGCAUGUACAGUUCUACUAUGUUUUAGGCCUAAAUCCUGAAAUUGAUGGUGGGUGAUUCUUUAAACACUUUUGUGAUCUGAUUGCUUGUAUUAUGUAGCAUUUUAAUGCAAAUAAUCAGUUAGUCGGUGCCAUCUGCUGGUAUGCAUGUAUGCAUGACUUCUUACUAUUAUCUGAGACGUCGUAAUCCAAAAAGCCAAAUUUCAUGUCAAUAAAUAUUUUUUCCUAAAUAAACU
This is a messenger RNA of Sinocyclocheilus anshuiensis, 1929 nucleotides long. Its product is annotated as hyaluronan and proteoglycan link protein 3-like. Gene Ontology annotation, molecular function: hyaluronic acid binding. NCBI's taxonomy places the organism in Eukaryota, Metazoa, Chordata, Actinopteri, Cypriniformes, Cyprinidae. The record is from RefSeq and is a predicted model, not a curated record. The transcript has 5 exons. Gene Ontology annotation, cellular component: synapse; perineuronal net. The coding region runs from base 103 to 1197 and encodes 364 amino acids. Gene Ontology annotation, biological process: glial cell differentiation; skeletal system development; cell adhesion.